Messenger RNA from Prunus armeniaca (apricot), 348 nucleotides. The record is from the annotation of a GenBank genome assembly. NCBI's taxonomy places the organism in Eukaryota, Viridiplantae, Streptophyta, Magnoliopsida, Rosales, Rosaceae.
AUGGAACAAGAAGCGGCGGAGACACUGGUUCAGGCGGCGAGCUCCGAUGGGUCGAACCCGAAGGGGCCAGACGAGUCGGAGGCUGUGAACCGGGCAAGGAAAUUGCUGUUUCGGCGGAUGCUAGUGGGGAUAAGAGAUGGGCGGUUUUUCUUGGGAAAUUUUCACUGCAUUGACAAACAAGGAAACAUCAUUCUUCAAGAUGCAGUGGAGUAUCGUAGCACGCGGCGGUCUUCGCCUUCUCCGAUGGAGCAGCGGUUCCUCGGUCUCAUUCUUAUCCCUUCUUCUUGCCGUGUCUCUUGUCAUGUUGGUUGCUCUGUUGAAGAACAAUUGUCUCUGCUUUCAUUCUAG